CGCGCGCCUGCCGGCCAGCUUUCCUUUCUCCUUAGGGAUCUUUGCCUUGCUCCGGCUUCCUCGCCGUCCCAGACUGGCCUUAGUGGUGCUGCUGCUGGUGCGCUUGCUGGAGGCGGCGGAGGAGGCGUCUGUGGGCGACUCGAGUCGUCCAGCAAUUCUCAUCUCGAGCCUGGGAUUUGCUAAAAGCUUCGGCCCAGAAGAAGACGACGACGAAGGCGGCGAUCAGGGAGGGCGAAGGGGGGAAAACAGAGAGAGCGACGCGCGCUUGCAAAAGGGAGCCGAUAACGGGUUAUGGAGUCCAACUGUCGUAAACUUGUAUCGGCUUGCGUUCAGUUAGGGGUACAACCUUCUGCUGUUGAAUGUCUUUUCUCCAAAGACUCUGAUAUUAAAAAAGGAGAAUUCAAUGAUUCUCCAGAGAGCAGGAAGGAAGCUUCUAGCAGCAAACUAUUCGGAAGGCAACACCCCAGCGCCAAUGAAAAAGACAAAAGCCAGCCCAGCAAGAAUGAGGACACGAGCGCCGAAGAUCCGUCCAAGAAGAAGCGGCAGCGGCGGCAGCGGACGCACUUCACCAGCCAGCAGCUCCAGGAGCUAGAGGCCACUUUCCAAAGGAACCGCUACCCGGACAUGUCGACUCGGGAGGAGAUCGCCGUCUGGACCAACCUCACCGAGGCCAGAGUCAGGGUUUGGUUCAAGAACCGCAGGGCCAAGUGGCGGAAACGCGAGCGGAAUCAGCAGGCGGAGCUGUGCAAGAACGGCUUCGGGCCGCAAUUCAACGGGCUGAUGCAGCCUUACGACGACAUGUACCCGGGCUAUUCCUACAACAACUGGGCCGCCAAGGGCCUGACGUCGGCGUCGCUCUCCACCAAGAGCUUCCCCUUCUUCAACUCCAUGAACGUCAACCCGCUCUCGUCGCAGAGCAUGUUCUCGCCGCCCAACUCCAUAUCGUCCAUGAGCAUGUCUUCCAGCAUGGUGCCCUCGGCGGUCACCGGCGUGCCCGGCUCCGGCCUCAACAGCCUGAACAACUUGAACAACCUGAGCAACCCCUCCCUCAACUCGGCCGUGCCCACACCCGCCUGCCCGUACGCCCCGCCGACCCCUCCUUACGUUUACCGGGACACGUGUAACUCUAGCCUGGCGAGCCUGAGACUCAAAGCCAAGCAGCACUCCAGCUUCGGCUACGCCAGCGUCCAGAACCCGGCCUCCAAUCUGAGCGCCUGCCAGUACGCCGUGGACAGGCCCGUGUGAGAGAGAGACAGGAAGGCCUGCCGCCUUUCGUCCCUUGUUUUGUUGUUGUUGUGGUUGCGUUCAGAAAACAAACAACUCCCCCCCACCCAUUUUUUUAAAAAUCCCAGAGACACAGGAACAAGCAGGCGCACAAUUCUGAAUGGAGGAGGGAGGAGGCCUCGCUUCCGCAAUCAAAGGACUUGAACGUUCGAAUCCAAAGUAAAUGGGCACUAAUGGAACGGGAGAGGGUAACAGCUAAGUGACUUCGGAAUUGAGACAAAAUAUAAACCAGAAAGAGAAGGGUUAGGGAGAGGCACAAGAGAUACCACUGAAACUAGCGAGUCCCUUUGUUUUCAAAGGAUAUUCUCCUGCUACCUUUCACUGAAGAAAAAAAAGUAUUUCCAACAUCUCCAAGGACAUAUAUUAUAAAUAUAUAUAAAAUACGGACAAACGUUUGAAUCGCUAUACUAUGACAUUUUAAUGUUCCUAUAAGCUUGUUAUUUUUUAUGUUUAGCAUUGUUAACAUUAAAAUAAAAAAAUGACGGGAAAGGAUGUAUAUAUAUAUCGAAAUGUCAAAUUAAUUUUAUAAAAGCAGUUCUUAGUAAAUAUCCACAGUGUUUUUAAAAGUUAGGCUUUAAAAUAAAGCAUGUUACACAAGACAUUAGGGAUUUCUUUUCUUUUUCUUUUUUUCCGCUUGCGAGCAAGGGAAUGUAUAUACUAAAUGCGAGACUGUAUGUUUCUAACAUAUUAUUAAUUAUUAUUAUUAAAGAAGAAGAAGAAGUCCCAUUGUGUGAAUAUCGGUUUUAGAAUAGUACCUCUGGUGGAUGCAAUGGCGACGCUGAAACUGCAAUGUAAACAUACCCUGUGUAUAACAUUUCGUAUAAUAGUGUUUUCCUUUUCUGACAACAUUGGAAAAAUGUGUUUUCUUUCAUGGGAGUAAAAUAUACUGCAUACAGUUUGGUCUGGAUUUUUUUUUAAUCCGUUCAAGCGCAUCGCCACAUAUUGUCCGGCUGCUGAUCCCCAGCCUCCCUUCUUAUGUGUGCGGAUGAAACCUCCUUGCUCACCUCGCUACGUAUACAACCACAAACAAAAGUCCAUUGUUACUAGCAAAUACUUAUUCUACGGCCUUUCAUUUUUAGUCUUGUCGGUGCAAUCCUAUGUAUGUCUACUGAGACGGAAGCCCAGCUGAGUUAAAUGGAGCUGUGCACAGGAUUGCAGCCCAAAUAUGUCG
Zootoca vivipara (common lizard) is the source of this 2455-nucleotide messenger RNA. It is a transcript of the gene PITX2, whose product is annotated as paired like homeodomain 2. Gene Ontology annotation, cellular component: nucleus. NCBI's taxonomy places the organism in Eukaryota, Metazoa, Chordata, Lepidosauria, Squamata, Lacertidae. Gene Ontology annotation, molecular function: DNA-binding transcription factor activity, RNA polymerase II-specific; RNA polymerase II cis-regulatory region sequence-specific DNA binding. The record is from RefSeq and is a predicted model, not a curated record. Gene Ontology annotation, biological process: regulation of transcription by RNA polymerase II; anatomical structure morphogenesis.